Messenger RNA from Sodiomyces alkalinus F11, 651 nucleotides. RefSeq lists its product as hypothetical. The coding region runs from base 170 to 535 and encodes 121 amino acids. NCBI's taxonomy places the organism in Eukaryota, Fungi, Ascomycota, Sordariomycetes, Glomerellales, Plectosphaerellaceae. The transcript has a single exon. The record is from RefSeq and is a predicted model, not a curated record.
CUUAGGGCUCGGCCAGGGAUAUUCUACGACACAGGAUGGGUUGGCGUUAAACAUAUCCAACGGUCACGAUCGCCAAGGCUUUGGGAGAAAUUCCCCAUUUUUUUUUUCCUCUUUUGGUUCCUUCCCUUUGUAACUGAGGUUCAGGCGUUUGGUAUAAUGGUGGUGGGCGAUGAGGCGGCUUGGAAUUCGGGGACAAUGGAGCACUUUUACCUUCCUUCUCUGGCGAGACUCAAGCCAACAGCAGACAUCUCACUUCUCGCCCUUUGGGCUACCUGGAAAAGGAUAUAUUCAUAAACGCUGUACGCACUUGACAUGCCUCGCUCCUGGUCUUAAUUUGGGGGCCGGAGGCGGCUGGGUUUGUCCCUCGACCGUUUGUUCCUGUCUCUGCUGGGACGGUACCAGAUGUUAUAAUGGAGAUACGGUAGUCAGUAACUCAGGUGCGCGAAAUGAACAUAGCAUAGCUUUAUUGGAAGUUACAAGUCGCCAUGCAACGUCAAUUUUUUUUUUCUUUCUCUUUUUCGGUGCCGAAUUAUAGCUGCGCCAUGUCCAUGUUCCCAAUAUUGACGCCCUGACGACACUCCCCGUAAGAACCUCUCGUAGAAAACGUACGAAUGCUGCCGCUAGCCUCGUGGUCCAGUGGUAUAUGGCCCG